Molecule: messenger RNA, 1719 nt
Organism: Insectozyma verbasci
Lineage: Eukaryota; Fungi; Ascomycota; Pichiomycetes; Serinales; Debaryomycetaceae
Source: the annotation of a GenBank genome assembly
AUGUUGAAUAUAUUAUAUUCAUUAUUAUCAUUAUUACUAAUAUCACUACGGUAUAAUCUAAUAUUAUUAGUACCGUUUACUUUUGCUGCUUUUGCUUAUUCACCUUCACCACCACCAUCAUCAUCAUCAUCAUCAUCACCAUUAUCAUCUGCACCACGAUUAGAAGAAUAUCUGGUUAAAUUUCGUACUCCGCCUGUCGAUAUUGAUAUGGGUAAUAAUUCGCUUGCAUAUUUACAACAAAAUAAUCUUGAAAUUAAUUGUUCAGUUUAUUCUUUAACGAGCGGUUCUAUUAAUAUUCAAGAUUUUUAUAAUCAAACGUGGUAUAAUGAUACUGAUAAUGAUUUUUUACCAGCUUAUUAUAUUACAAAUUGUUCAAUACCUCAUCUUAUAGAUUUGGUUAUGGAAAAUGAAUUGAAUGGUACCUCUGGCUCCGAUUUGGAAGAUUUUUCAGAAUUUGAUCAAAGUCCUUAUAAUGAAAGAGACAAUGGAGAUACUUUUGUUGCUUUAUUAUUUACUUUAUGUGGUUCAUGUGUUUCUUGUUGGAUGUUAUCAUUAUUAUUAUAUUUAUCACCUUCUCAUAAAAGAAAACCUUUAUUAACUCAAUUAGUAACUAUAUAUUUUUCGAUUGUUACUACAUUUUGUCUUAAUAAAGUUACUCAAACUGCUGAAGAAGAAUAUUAUAAUGAUACUUUAGAUGUUAUUAAAUUACAUCAUUUAUUAUAUAAUACAACUACUUAUAAAGUUUUAAUUAUUAUAACUCAAGUUUUAACUAUGCUGGCAUGGUUUCAAUUUAUUCAAGGAUUAAUGAAACAAAGAGGUAAAUUUUUACUUUCUUUUAUUACUUCAAUUAUAAUGUGUUUAUAUAUUGCAGUUUUUACUUAUCAUCAAGUUGUAUAUAAUACAAGUGAGUAUAUACAUUUAAAUAGUCAUGAUGGAUCAACUUUAGCUUGGUGUAUUUUAAGAGCUGUUACAAGAUUAUUAGUUAUUAUAUGGCUAUCAUUAAAUUUAUUAUGGUAUACAAUUAUGAUUAAAAAUCCAUUAACUACUAGUUAUUCAAAAAAAUUAUUACCAUUGGCAAUUUUUAAUUGGUGUUUAUUAAUUUUAGAUAUAAUUUUGAAUAUUUUACAUAUUACAUUAUUUAAAGAUAAUUGGUUAGUUAAAACAUGGUUGAUUUUAUUACCAUAUUUAAUUGAAGUUAUAUUGACUACUACAUUAUGGGAAUGGAUUUUUAAUAUUUCAAUUUUAGAAAAAAGAUCUGAAUUAAUGGGUAUAUUAGGUAGAAGAAUUAGUAUUGAUGAUAUUUUGGAUAUUCAACUGAAUGAUGAACGUAGAAGAAGGAAAAUUGUUAGUUUUAAAAAUAGAUCUGAUCAUAAAAUAUUUGGUUGGUUAAUUAAUUUAUUUGGAUUGAAAACUAAUAAUAUUUUACAAGAAGAUGGAUCAGAAGAAGAUGAAUUAAAAGAAUUAAUUAGUUCUACAAAUGAUUCAUCAACAUUUGCAAGACAAACUGAAUCAAGUAGAAUUGAAUCCAAUAAUUCACAAGUUCAUCAAGUUGCAAUAAUAUCACCAAAUACACCAGAAGUACCACAAGUAUACCAAACAAAUAAUGAUCUUGGUGAUCAUAUAAAUGAAGAAGAAUUUGAUGAUGAAUAUAUUGAUAAUUAUGAUAUUUGGGGAGAUGAUAGAGAAAGUACAACUAGUAAUACUAGACAUUUGACAUGA